Anguilla rostrata (American eel) is the source of this 5370-nucleotide messenger RNA. RefSeq names its product FLVCR choline and putative heme transporter 2a (gene flvcr2a). Lineage: Eukaryota; Metazoa; Chordata; Actinopteri; Anguilliformes; Anguillidae. Gene Ontology annotation, molecular function: heme transmembrane transporter activity; heme binding. The transcript has 13 exons. Bases 1083 to 2624 code for a protein of 513 amino acids. Gene Ontology annotation, biological process: heme export; transmembrane transport. The record is from RefSeq and is a predicted model, not a curated record. Gene Ontology annotation, cellular component: membrane.
AAAGACUGCAUAGGUGCAGAAAGUCGGUAGGUGAUUUUGCUAGUGACAGUUAUCACAGGUCCCUAUAGGCUAUCAUGAAAGCAGUCGCCUAAUUUCCAAUACCGACAAGGGAAGCGAACUGUCAACUGGAUUAUUGGCUUUUACCUAAAUUGGGUGAACUUGAAAAACGUGUAUUUUGACGUAUACUAAUUUUGCUGAGUUUGAAAUUGUAGACGUGUAUUUUUCCUGUUUUAGUUUGUUAUAGCAUUUUCUACAACAAACUCGAAUUUCUGGUUGUGGCUUUUUGGUAGAAGGAGGACGCUACUUUGAUUGGGGGUUUAAAUGAGCUACAAUCUAGUCAAGUGUAUUGCACUGCGUUAACAUUUUUUUCCAAGGAGCACACUAAUGCAUCCCAAUAAGUAGCCUAGAUGUGAUCCUAAGUUAUUUUUCUAGUUAGCACACAUCAAUUUUCAGGAGCAAAUACUCCUAAAAUAGCAUCAUUGUAUACCCUAGCCAUGGUAGCUGGCUAACGUUAAAGGUAGCCUAAUUGAUAAUUUUAGAAAAACAUUAAAUUAAUGUUAACUCGCUUGCUGUUUAAAGAACUCACUGCAUACGUGUCGCUUUUGGAAGUGAAGCUCAAAUUAAUCGCAAUCUUGGCUAGCUCUUUUACACCUAUUAGACCCAUAAUACAUUAGCCAGGUAGAAUACCAGUGGGUUAACGUUACGACCUAUCCAGUGUGAGCACAUUUGUCCUUGGUUUGCUUACCGGAUUGCUUUGAGUUCCACAUUCACCCCAAUUGCUUGCUAAAUUAUUAAUACGAACAUGCCAACUGUCACACACCACAAGGAAGCACUUCAAAAUGUUAGGUAUCCUUAAAGUGUGUAUGCAGCACAUACUGAAAUGACUGAACGCUAAUCGAAACGAAGGAACAAAGCAAAGAGCAAAACAUAGACGAAACCGAAGGGAAAUGACGUUCAUGAUGUACGAACAAAGUCGCCAUCUUCUGCGGGUGCCACAACGUCCAGUAUCAAUGCUGCUUCAGAGCCACGGUUGCUAAACAGUGCGAAAGAACCAAGUGAAGGGCAAGGGCAUCGGUGGAAACAUGAGCAUGGAGAAAGGAGUGCAGCACUGGGGUGACAGUCCCUUGAAGUCUGAGAAAGGGGUGGAUCAGCCAGCUAUCCUGGGAGAGCAGGGGAACAUGAGAGAGCUGUCCCAGUCUGAUGACUCUCGAAUGAACAUGGACCCGGCAGCCGCCGACACUGCAGAGUUAGUCUCCCGUUCGGAGAUCAAGCUGUACAAGAGGCGGUGGGUCAUGCUCUUCCUCUUCAGCACCUACUCCAUGAGCAAUGCCUUCAUGUGGCUCCAGUAUGGCAUCAUCAGCAACAUCUUCAUGCACUUCUACAACAUUGACACUUUCGCCAUCGACUGGCUCUCCAUGAUCUACAUGCUGACGUACAUCCCGUUUAUCCUCCCUGUGAUGUGGUUCCUGGACAACCGGGGGAUCCGUGACGUGGUAGUGGUGGGCUCUGCCUUCAACUGCAUCGGGGCCUGGAUUAAGACGGGCACUGCCCAUCCAGACCUCUUUGCUGUCACCUUCUUUGGGCAGUUUGUGUGCUCAGUGGCCACUGUCUUCAUCCUGGGGAUCCCUUCCCGCCUGGCCUCCCUGUGGUUUGGGCAGCAAGAGGUUUCUACAGCCUGCUCCAUUGGGGUCCUGGGGAAUCAGCUGGGCAUUGCCAUUGGGUUCCUUGUUCCCCCUAUCCUGGUGCCCAAUGUGGAGGACAAGGACAAGCUUGCACAGCACAUUAGCAUCAUGUUCUACAUGACUGCUGGAGUAGCCACCCUGAUCUUCAUUUUGGUGGUGAUUGUUUUUCAGGAGAAGCCGAAAAUCCCACCCACUCAGGCCCAGGUUGUAGCACGCAACAUCCCACCGGACCAGUACUCCUACACGGCCUCCAUCUUGAGACUGGUGCGCAACGUACCCUUCAUCCUCCUGACCAUCAGCUAUGGACUGAAUGUGGGCUGCUUCUAUGCCGUCUCCACACUACUGAACCGGAUGAUCAUCGAUCAGUACCCCGGUGAGGAGGUGAAUGCCGGAAGAAUCGGCCUCACCAUCGUCAUUGCUGGCAUGGUGGGCUCCCUCAUCUGCGGCAUCUGGCUGGACAAGACCAAAACCUACAAGCAGACAACGCUGGCCAUCUACCUUUUGUCCUUUGUAGGGAUGGUGCUGUAUACCUUCACCCUCAGCCUGGGCCACUUGUGGUUGGUCUUCAUCACUUCCGGAGCACUCGGCUUCUUCAUGACGGGAUACCUGCCCCUGGGAUUUGAGUUUGCCGUGGAGUUGACGUACCCCGAGUCGGAGGGCACCUCUUCAGGGCUGCUCAACUGCUCAGCACAGGUAUUCGGAAUCCUGUUCACCAUCGGUCAAGGGAAGAUCAUCGACCAGUUCGGCACGCUCGCUGGGAACAUUUUCCUCUGCGUGUUCCUCUUGAUAGGAACUGUCAUGACAGGUUUCAUCAAGUCGGACCUCCGGAGGCAGAAGGCGAAUCGGUUGGCGGAGGCGGGUGCUGCGGGCCUCCAUUCUUCAAGUCAGAACUAUGGGGCCACAAGCCCCACAACUACCUGCAGCCGCAGUCCUGACUUUUAACCCCAACCCCAGUAAACCCCAAACACAGAUGCACCAAGAUGCGAUGAGUCACUGCAGGGCCAGGCUCUGAAAUACAUGCAUCGUGAAUAAUAGUGGGUGUAUGAAAAAUGUGCAAUUCUCUCUGCUUGUGACAUAUCAUUUUGUCUACUGUUAACUCCAUUUUGUAUGUACCCAAGAAGUGCCAGUUAAUGAAUAAAAAUUGUAAUUAACAUUAAUCAAACAAAAUUACAUUUUAAUUCAUCAAUAUUAUAUUAUGAAGUUAAGGGAAUACUGAUUGUUGGAGGUUUUUGUCAUUAGCUCAAACUUUGUCCUCAUUAUAUUGGUUUGUACUCUGCUGUCUGACUAUAAGAUAGGAACACCGUGGUAAUUUUAAUUUCCUGUUCUCUGAUUGGCAGCCUUUGAAGGAACACCUGGAGGAAGGCCUCACUGUACCUGUGGUCUUGAACGAGGCUAAGCUGUAGGAACAGGCAGUCUGUGGGAUGGACAUGCAGAUGCCUCUGUUUCCUUGCCUUCCCUUCCCUACUCACACACCCUAAACCGUGUUUUCACUGACCCACCUUAGCUGCAUGUGUUGAGAUACGCAUUUCCAGUAAGUCUCACACACUACUAGUGUGCUGCACGCAUCCACAGCUUAAGAGCCAUACGUUUUUAAUACAGCCUAUGGUACGUGUCUAUAUCACACAUCAGUAAAUGAAAUGAUUAGUGUAUUAUAACGUCAGAAUAAAAAAAUCCUUCUGCCGUUAUAAUAUCUAGUUUAUUUACCAAUGUGUGAUAUGCACUGUCUAUAUUUUAAUUUUUUUGCUAUUCCUAUUUUUAAAAAUAUUUUUUCUAUACCUAUUUUGGAGCAGCCAAAACAAAAAAGAUUGGGGUGAGGGAUUAUAUGUGGCAUACAACACAGGAGCAACAUGAUUUUCAAAUGUGAUCCAAUGUUGAUCUAUGAACAGGACUGCUCCCUAGCUUUGAGUAAGCAGCGUAAAAAACACUUUCUGGUUGUAGUGUUUACUUCACUGGGCUUGCUCCAAACCUGCCUUUGCAUCUCCAGUACCAAGUGGCUAUGGAAAUACCCCCAGAGUCUUUUCAGGUGUAACCAACCUGCAGCUAACUUGCGUCCGUAGAAACACAGCUAUAAACACCACUACAGACACACACACACACACACAGUACAGACAACAUCUCCUUAGGCCAAGUAAGGGACACAUGAACAUACACACACAAACAACUGAAGUAAUGCUGCUUCCCUUUUAAGAAUGUGAGGAUUGGGAGCAUCAGUUUAACAUACAGUGCUGCACUGUUGUCAGGGAAAACUGUCUCCCAGUGAUAAACAGGUGAGGACUGAGGAAUCUGUCAGAGAUGGAUGGAGAGAUGGCCAGUCACCCAACCUCAUCUCAAACACAUGGCUGAUCACUGGAUUGGAGCUAUUCUCAUUUCACUAUCCAGUAACAAAUUCUGACUUUUCAAAUAAUAUAAUUACUGCUGUCACCUAGGGAACUUUUAGCGUAAUUCACUUUGUAGCUUACAUUGGACCUCAACACAUAUGAGUUUUGGAAAUAUGAUCGAGUACUUUUAUAAAAAAUCCUACCAGCAGUGCAUUCUACCAAAUCCCACAAUGGUAAGGGAUUAUGUAUGUAUUCUUAAAUGAGCAAUAUUCAAAUUGUGCUUGCUUUUUCUUAUACUAGACCAAUACAAACAAAUCUUUACAUUGCUGAAGAUUUUUAACUGUUCUAUUUUUUUAGAAUAUGAAAGUUAAAAUUAGAAUGCUGAUUCAGCCAGUGGUAUGGUACUUUCCCCACUAUGGCGGUCCAGACCACCUGUCGAGCAGGUAUGGAGUGUGGUUAUAAAUGGACGGUAAUUACCAUCUGCCAUACGAGAACAGCAGGGAGGUACCCUGGAACACCAAUACCAUUGAUACAGUUGAUGCUGUGCAUCUGGGAAUGUCUCAGAAGGUCAGUUUCUGACCUGUACAGUAGACACGUAAGUCCUGCCUUCACAGCGUUCUCAGAGAGAAUAACAGACACUUUAGGACUGUAGUAUAUUACUCCAUGGCAGAUCUUUGUGUUCAUUAGUGAGCACUCUCCAAUAAUACUAUAGUUACUGACUCCAAGCACAAAAGUUAGUUUCAUAGAACCAGAGGGUCAUGGCAGCUGCAACCAUGAAACAUGUGGAUACUGCUGUGAAAUGGACUCUUCUGUAUAUCUGUCAAUAAAACUAGGUAGAUUACUGUAAAACACAGACCAGUUUAGCGAUCAAAGAUCAAUUUUGUGAAAUUAACAUAUGGUGUACUGUACAAUGGGGGUAUAUGAUUUUUUUUGCUUCAUAUCAAUAAAUUCUAUUUAACCAAGUUUCUGGUUAAAACUGAAGCCAUAGUUGGGCAAAUUGUAUUUUAGCAUUUAUAUGUAUGAUUCUCUGUAUUUGUUAUUGAUAAAAAAUAUAUACUAUUUCAAGUAAGAUUUUUCUGCUAAUAUUUAUGAAUGUGUUGUGUUUCUAAAAACAGCAGUGAUUUUCCUGAAUUGUUCUGUAAUCCUAAAUACCAUUAUCUUACUACAUCAGUGGUAUAACAUUGUUUAGUAGGCUAAUUUUCUAUACCUGUCAAUGAAAAGUGAUUUGUGAAGCUUGUGCUAUUUAAUAAUACGAAAGAAUAACAAUUAUAGUUUUGUACUACAAAUUGUUCUUACUCAUCAUUUAUACACGUUACAGGUGUGAACUAUGAAGCUAUUUUGUUGAAAUAAAGAUUAUUUUCCAUGAAAAA